AUGACCGCCGAUGAUACAAAUAUUUCUACACAUGGCUCAUCAGCGGCAGAAAUUCAGGAACAACUAAACCAUGACUUAGACAACAUACACCAAUGGUUGCUGGCUAAUAAGCUUACUUUGAAUAAAGAAAAGACCGAAUAUAUGGUAAUUGGGUCUAGACAAAGAUUAUCUAAAGUAUUAAAUGAGCCGGAAAUCCACGUAGGCGAAACAACAAUUAAACGAGUAAGCUAUUCUAAAACUCUAGGCGUUGUUAUAGAUGAGAAUCUUACUUGGGAAAGGCAAAUCGAAAACAUACAGACUAAAAUUUCAAAAGGUAUCGGCAUGUUACGGCGAAUGAAAAAAAUAAUUCCUAAAACAACAUUGAAAAAAGUAUAUAAUGCCAUUAUAUUACCACAUUUCGACUACUGCAGCCUUGUUUGGGAUAAUUGUAGUGAUUAUUUAAUUGACAAACUGCAAAACAGAGCGGCACGUGUAAUCACUGGCAGAACAUACGAAACAAGAUCACGCGAUGUUUUAAAAGAACUACAUUGGCAACCCUUGAAAGAACGCCUUAAGCACAAAAAACUAUUUUUUAUGCAUAAGGUAAGGAAUAAUGAACUGCCAAUUAGUAUGAUGAAUAUGUUUGAUAUUAAAACAAACUCGCGGUAUAACCUCCGUAGCAACAAUCGAGAUUUCACCCUUGACAAACCAAGUACAAAUUUUUUGAAGAAAAGCAUAAGCUAUACAGCCUCUUCGGCCUGGAAUAAUUUGCCUCUUGAGGCUAAAGGUUCAGGAAUUACUAGUCAGAAAUUCAAGUCCAUUCUUGAUCAUUAUUCCUCGCGUUAAAGUGUAUGCACUUAACCUAAAUUUAAUUAGUGCAUUCGUUUGUAAGGGGGAGGGGGGGGGGUAGGGUUAAUCGUCUUAUAUUGCUAUAUAUGCAUGCCUGUAGUUCUACUUAUCUGUAUUGUACUGUAUAUUUAUAUUAUGUAAUAUUUUUAACCAAACGGCCUCUUGAAAAACAGGUGCGUAAGUGCCCUGAAGAGCUACCGUUUCCAAAUAUGAUUAAAUAAUAAUAAUAAUAAUAACUAACUAAUCUAAAAAGUUCCUGUUAUUUUUAAACCGAACACAAACCAGCUACAAUAGCCUGCGUUGCAGGCGCUAUUUAGGGGGGAGGGCGAGGGUGGGAGAAGCUAGGGGGGAUGCGAAGGCGUGAGAAAGAGAGCGUGGAAAAAUGGGAUGGACGAGAAAGAAAUAGCGCCUGCAGGAAAGCCAUAUGUUUUCUCAUAUUUCGCGAAAUAUGAAAACAACGCGAAAUUCUGAUUGGCUAAUACUGCAUCAGGAAUUAUAUUCCCUGUGGUUUUAGAUGAGUUCAAAAUAGCGGCCUUAGUAGAUGGGAGUAUUGACGAAGUUCUUUCUAAAGUGAUUAGCGACCGACCACUGUAUUCAACUGAAAGAGGAGCAAGAUAAAGCAGUUCGGGACCUUUUAAAGGGAAAAUAUGUUUUUGCUGUAUUACCGACAGGUUAUGGCAAAAGUUUGAUUUACCAAGCUUUCGUACGAGCGCGUGAUCAUCAAACGUCAGGGAAAGGAGCUAUUAUUAUUACAAUAUCCCCAUUGAAUAGCAUUUAUAUUAAAGAACAGCUAAAAGAUAUGGAACGGCAAUGUUUCUCGUCCGUGUAUGCUUAAAUCACUAUAAUUACUAUAAUCACUAUAGUCUAUACGCUAUAAUCACUUUCAACUUAGGGAGUUGCUGUCGUUAUUGUUAACAACUUGUCCUGCGAUGGGGAAUCUCGUUCUUCUGUGUCGAGGAAAAGACUUUCUAAAUUCUAGUACUAGAUUUGACACACACAUUUAAUUUCUUUCUUUACACUUUCGUUGUGUGAUUUCUUGGCAACUGCCGUUUGCUUCUCUCGCCCAGAUCGUCUGAAACCGUAUCGUUUUGUUCUUUAAUUAUCGUUCUUCCUUUACAAAUUUAUAUAGUUCAGCAGCGUUCCUUAUAUUCCUUACAAGGUUUGCACAUUGAUCCCAUUGGAUUCAACUAUGGACUCGCACGGGUUCGCUAAAAUCAAAUUCUGACUGUCUUGUCUGUCUGACGGCUUAAACAAAUUUUCAAAGGACGGCUUAAACAAAUUUUCAAAGGAAGGCUCACUUUCACAUACCGGUACUGCUUUUAGAUUGCUGUUGCAAAACCUGCAUGUAUCGUUAGCGCUAGCCUAUUUCGCUUUUCUACCUGCUUUUUUACAAUUUUUUUUGGUGUUAACAUAGAAACGUACUUAGUAUACACGCGCAUUAACUAUGAUUAUGCAUAGUGUAGUGAAACCAGAUCUGUCACUGCAAAAACCAUUAGUUGCGUCUAAUCACUUAUUGGCUGUUUUUUAAUGAGGUAAUUAAAAUGGUAAUUAUUAUAGAAAACUUAUACAGCUUCAUUCUGAAGUCUGAAGAACACAGUGCAAAUUUUAUCCAAAAAUUUGAUGUAACAAAAUUCAUAAACAUCAACAUUCAAUGAUAUAGUAAAUCAAUUCCUCUCAUUUCUUCGAACAAAAAUUUAAUUUAAUUAAAGCCUGUUGUAUUUAUAAUGGUUUUCCAAAUAUAUCUUUUUGAAAAUUGAAAUUUUCAUUUAUUGAUCACUCCUGACAAGCAGCCAUAUUUUUGAGAUCGGCGAGGUUGUCCAUCAAUACACCAUGAACCAUGAUUCGCCAAUGCUUUCCUUUCCCUUGGUGUAAAUAGCCUAGUAGAAUUAGUACCCUCGCCCCAGAUUUACCCCCAGAAAGGCGCUGAGGGCCUUAGCUUGGGAAUUAGAGUUUUGCGAUCAAAUCAUUGAGAUUGAUAAGAUAUUAAUUAUGUCAACUGCAACCGAAUAAUAUAUAUGUAUAAUAAUAUAUUGUAUAAAUAAAUAUAUAUAUAUAUAUAUAUAUAUAUAUAUAUAUAUAUAUAUAUAUAUAUAUAUAUAUAUAUAUAUAUAUAUAUAUAUAUAUAUAUAUACCUCUCUGACCUAGACCAAAUGUCGAAAGAUAAUCAACCCACUCUCAAAUUGUUUUACUUUUUUUGGUUUUAAAAAGCAGUCACCUUUUUUCUUUUACUUAUUUUACCAUUAAAAAGGUUAUCGUUUGGACACUAUAAAGAUGAUCAAAUAUGUUCACGCAAACUCCGGGCCGGGUUGCAUGUUACAAUGCAUGCUUCAGGAUAAAUCAUGCAGAUCUGCUAACUUCAGGAAAACCUCGACUUUUGGAGAACAAGAAAAUUGCGAGUUACUCAAAACUGUUGAUUCAGAAGAACCGCCAGGGAGUUUAAAAAGUGAUGGAAAUUUUGAUUACUACAAACUACUUCAACCCGAAAGAGUAAGUACUGAGAGAACAUGUAAAUAUACAGAGUGUAUCAAAAAAUUGUUUUGUUUGGAUUUUACAACUAAGCCAUGGCGUAGGCUAUUCCUGGCGUAAGCAAUAGUAUAUGAUGCCAUUUUGUUUACAAGAUCUAUAUCCUGCAGCCGAUCUUCUAGAAAUUUUGGCCUACUCACGAGUCACGAGGACUUGUGAAGGAGAGUGCGGCGGUGUUUCAUGGGUAGGGUGAGAAUUGAGUAUUCACGGAGCAUUACAGUAAAGUAAUAUUUAAAUUGUUUAAUUAUAUUUUUUCUAGAAACCUGAAGAUCUUGUUUCAUCCAGCAUUCCUCCUCGGAUAGAACAAAAAAUAUCAACAAGUAGGUCUUAGUUAAGAACUUAAUUAAGAAGCCUCAAUGUACUGUUGCCAACUGUGUGAAUUAAAAUGUCACUGGCUAUUACCUACUUACUGUAGAACAAAGUGGUUUUUACCACUUAAUUAUGCAGCGACUGCUGCCCGUCAACAAGAGAUGAGUUGAGAAUUUUGAAGGGUUUUGGAUGUAUUUUCUUAGGAAUAAUUUAAAUCUUUAACCGAUGAUUUUGAAAGAUCAACUAAUUUUCCGAAAAUAAAAUGUUAUCUUCUUUAUAACAGAAUCAACACAGAAUGUGACAACACAAAAAUUUUCCACAACUCAAUUAAAAUUGCUAGUGUUGCAUAGUAGCUACUGACAAAUUGGAAGCGUUCUUAUAUAAAAGCGUUCUUAUGGCUUGAAGAUUAGGUAAAAUUGUGGAUAUAUCGGGGGAUUUUAAAACGAUAACAGAAAAGCGUGGAGAGAACCCGGGGACCCCAAUCCCAAUGGGCCAAAUGGGGGCCCCCAGGCUCAGGCAUUAGAGCGAAAACAUUGGCCAGGGCCUCUGAUAUCUUACAAUGUCGUUUUCUGACCAUCAGAAUUCUGUAAAAUCUCUCCCCAACGUCCGGGAAAUAGCAUUUCAUGCCCUGGACCCCCUAGAAAACACGUGCAUAUACGGCAGUCGACUCGUGCCUUCGGCACUUCUACUAGGGGGCCUUCGAAAAUUUUGAACCGGGGCCCCCUUAUAUAACGUUAUGCCACUGCGAUCUCUUAUCGUCGUGUCGAAUUAAAUGCAUAAAUUACGUUAAGGUCUGUUUCUGUCUUUCUGAUCUCGUAGUUUUUUAUUCUGGGUAAUGCAUGAUCACUAGUCAUGUAAUGAAUUCGUCUGAAUUAAUUUCGUCGAAAUCGAAACCAUUUUACUGUCGACCAAUUAACGAGUUUAAUAACGAAUUAAAUCCGUCUGAAUUAAAUUCGACGUAUGAAUGAGGCCUUAUUCUGUCUCCGAAAACGGGAUGAAAAUUUUACAUGUAAAAAAGUGUGGUAUGUGGCUUUACUGCUUUUGGUGCGGUUGUAUCGCGUCAAUGAGCUGAACUUUAAUCGAUUGCUGUAAAUCAACAACGUUGAUUUCAGGAAGGGCAUCAGCCAGAGAUGUGUAUAGUGCCUUUGGUCCACUAGAAAACCAUAAUAAACAGUCGUUGAUGGUUGGGCAGAGCUUAAGAUGCAUGCAGUUUUAAGCCUAAUGAGGAUAGAGGGCAUAAAUGAGGAUAUGUGGAUAGAGGAUGAGGAUAGAGGACGUAAAAAUGACGAUAGAAGGCAAAAAAUCCCUCAUUGACAAUUAGUCUUACUCUAAAUAUUAAAAGCCAAUGCUCGGAGUAGCUCCAUGUUGGGAAUUUUACGCGGUGUAACACCACCGAUCGAAUGUCUGCUAGAUUGAGCUGCAAUGCAUUGCUUUUGCUCCAGUAUCUGUAUGUAAUCGUUAUGCAGUUGUUCAUAUGUUUGUAAUUAACUUGCUCAAUGUACGUAAUAAUUUUCAUAGCUAACUCGGCUAUAUCAAAAACGACAGAUGGCCCGACAACUCAACCAAUAAGUAAGCUCACAACUAAAAAAGGUAAAUCAAAAUUUUUUAAGCUUAAAUGAUUAUUUAUUAAUGUUUGCAGUUAUAUAACAUCAUCUGUUUGUUUAUAACAUAAUCUACCCCCAUAGACCAAUACACAAGUUUAAACGUAUAUAAUUCGUUUUUCGCGGCUGCUCCCUUAGUAAGAUGGAAAUAAAUAUUUUAAUUGAUUUCUGUUUAAAUGUAAAAUAAUGUAAUUCUUCAAUUGAAUAUAUUACGCUGUUCUUACUUUUUAAAAGAAAACGCCACAACAAGAAAAAUAACAACAUCGGCAGAAAAACCAACAAGUAAGCUAACAGUAUAUACAAUUAAUUUCAGCCGCUUAAAAUCCCAUGGAGUAAAAUGUAAUUUAUAAUUAUGUAGCCUAUACAAUAUGAAAAUGUUUUAUUUGAAAGGAAACGUUAUCUCUCUAAUAGAAAAAUCUUCACCCCCAGGAAAAACGAAAGACAUUUCUCUAACUCAAACAACAAGUAAGAAGGAAAAUUUUUCUAAUUGAUUCGUGUUUAAAUGUAGUGAAAUAAUGUUUAUUGUUAAAUUGAAUUUAUUACGCUGUUUUUAAUUUUUGAAAGAAAGCGCCCCAACACGAACAGUAACAAUCUUGACAACACAGCCAACAAGUAAGCUGAUAACAUUGUUAAAUAAUGUUAAUAAUUUAUUAAACAGUUUCAGUUUCAAAUCCUAUAAGGGACUGGUCAUGAAGUAACUGCUAGGGUGGGCUGGAGGUAAAUCACAAAUUUUGUCAAUAAGUUCGGUGACCCAUCUUAGGAUGUAGAUAAAAAUUUCAAAGCCUAUCUAAUCUUACAAAAAAAUGUUCAUAACCCACCCAAUCUAAAUUGGGAAAAUACACUUUUAUAAUAAAAAAACCCUGCAGGUAUGAACAUUGUAAAUAUACACGGUCCUGUAUUGACAUACAUAAUUCCACCAAGCUUGAUCAACACAUUGAUACUAAGCUACUCUGCAGUUGGUUGUAUUUGCUGUGAUUCGACCUUCUUGUUGUUGUAUAAACAAAGUACUGGCUUCAAUAGCAUCAUUUGCAUUUGAUAAUUUGGAUAGUUUUGCUUACUUUUAUUAUUAAUAUCUUUAUUUUUUGAAGUAGACAUGCAUGGGUUUUUGUUUGGUGCAUGGCCCAACCGUGGACACACAAAAAAAUUGGCUGCCCAUUGAAAGUGCACGAAGAUUUUCCAUGGCCCAUCCCAAAUCACUCCAGCCCACCCUAGCAGUUACUUUAUGAUCGGUCCCUAAAGUAGUGAGAUGCAAUUUAUAUGAAUAUAUAAUAUUUGUGUUGUAUUUGAAAUAUAUAAUUUUACCUUUCUUAUAGUAACAUAUUCGCCCACAACAUUAACAACAAAAGAUGUUUCUGGAACACAAGCAACAAGUAAUAUGGAAAUAGAUAUUUUAAUUGAUUCGCAUUAAUAUUUUAAUUGUUCGUGUCUAAUAUUAAAUGAGACAUAAUGUUUAUUUGUAAAUUGAAUAUAUUGCUCUGCUUUUACAUUUUAAAAGAAAGCGCCUUAACAAGAAAAGCAACGCCAACAGCUUUGACGACCGAACAAACAGGUAAGCUAUCAAAAUGGCCAGUUCAAACCGGGUGAAAUCCUAUGAAGGAAAAUAGCUUGUAUCUUGCAUGUAUUCAUGUGAAUAUAUAGAACAAUCAACGAUAAAUGAACUGAUAUCAACUAUCAAUUUUAAAUUUUAAUUUUUAUAUCAACCAUGAAAUUUUCAAUUUUAUAUCAAAUAUCAACUAUCAAUUUUCAAUUUUCAAUUUACAAAAACAUAUAUUUCGAAAAUCGUUUCAUGCAAUCAGCUUUGAAGCAAUUUUGUUUGAAAAAAUGCGAAGAAUUGAGUUACUAUGAAGUAUGGAAAAUAUAUGGUAAGUUUGCUUUGCAAUGUUUAAUGUUCAUGAAUUAUGUUGCUUUAUUUUUUCAAAUUAGCUAAAACAUCAAUGAAGCUGUUAAUUAGAAAAAACCCAUUAAAAUAUACAGGAGAUCAAAUUAAUCUGAAGACCGAUCUGAAAUUACUCAACAAUUCGAACUUACUUUGUUUAAUUAAGCAAGUAAAAACGGUUCAUUGGCAAAAUCAGUUUCAACAGAUGAGUGAACAUUUCAAAACAUUUUACGAAGCGUCUCAGGUUAAAUUUUACAUUAAUUCAAAGCUCACAAAAUGCAAUAUAACAUACAUACAGUAUACAUAUUUUCGGAAAUUCAUUGUUGUAUAGUCAAAACACUCAUCUUUCAACUAUUUUUGCCGUUUUGCACCAAAAAAGCAAUUGAAAUUUUAGUUGCUAUUACUUCAUGUUAAAUCAAUGUCUAGCUGGAAAAUAAAGGCGGGGGGGCUGCAUGCAUGUACUUCUAGUAUAGAUAAUCUAUUCCUAACUUGUUCUUAUUCAUUCCAUUGCCCUUUUACAAUUCCUUCACUACUAUUUCAGAUUUGACUUUCUCGAGCAGCAAUGUUGAUGAGUUACGAAUGUCAACAACAUGCACAGCUCUGAGGAAAAACGCCCGGAGGAAAAACCUGACUUUGCCAAGUGGAACCUAUAACAUGACUCAUGACAAUACUUCGUUUCCUGUAUACUGCGACAUGAGCUCCAAAAAUGCUACUGGGGUAACUGUAAUUGGACAUGAUAGUGAAUCAAAAAUUGAAGUGAAUGGUUACGAAGAUGAGCAAUCAUACCGAAGGAAAAUCAACUACGACAUCGAAAUGAAACAGAUUGUUGCAAUUAUCAACCGAUCUGCUCGUUGUGAACAGUAUGUGAAAUAUGAAUGUUUGAAUGCUGGAUUUUACUAUAAGAUUUCUGGCCUUAGUUAUUCUUGUUGGAUAUCUCGGCAAGGUUCAGAAAUGUUCAACUGGGGCGGAGCACCAACCAACAGCUUCAUGUGUGCAUGUGGAAUGAAUAAUACUUGCAGAAAUCCUGAAAAAUAUUGCAACUGUGAUGUAAAUGAUAAUGUUUUGAUCGAAGACAGCGGGUUUCUCACUGAUAAGAAAUUCUUGCCUGUUACAGAAUUGCGAUUUGGUGACACAGGCACAUUCGUUGGUAAUAAUGAGGUGGGUUAUCACACCCUUGGAAAACUGCUAUGCUGGGUGUUAACGUUUGCAUUCCAAUGA
Molecule: messenger RNA, 8355 nt
Organism: Paramuricea clavata
Lineage: Eukaryota; Metazoa; Cnidaria; Anthozoa; Malacalcyonacea; Plexauridae
Source: the annotation of a GenBank genome assembly